CAGAGCGGGGAACGAGCAUGCGCAGAAGCGAACAGUGAGGACAAACCACCAAAAGCAGCGGAGGGUCCACUGAACUUAACAUAGCGUUGAUUGAAUUUUAUUUUGGUGGCUAUCUUCAAUAGUACAUUAUUUUUGAACUGGUCUAGCAUCAGAUAUGGCCCGUGGGCACCAGAAGAUCCAGUCCCAGCAGAAGAAUGCCAAAAAGCAGGCAGACAUCAAGAAGAGCAAAGGCCAUGACCAGAAGGCAGCAGCAAAGGCUGCUUUAGUAUACACAUGCACUGUGUGUCGGACACAAAUGCCCGACCCGAAGACCUUUAAGCAGCACUUUGAAAGCAAACAUCCAAAGUCCCCGAUGCCCCCGGAGUUGGUCGGUGUGGAGGCAUAAUAGAUUCACCUCUCUUUCAGUAAGACCUUUUGUGGCUGAUUUCAGGACAGGCUUCUACAUUUUGCAAUGAGUUAGAUAAAUGAUCAGUCCAACUUCAGUUAUUCCCCCAAUGCUGCUUAAUUUAGAUAAAUGAGUGUUUUAUGCAGGGCAGUUACUGGCCUGCAUGCCCAUGGUCUUUUUGCUAAUUUGAAUUUUUUUACAAAAAUAUCCUCGCUUACCAGACUUGAAGACACUGCAGAAAGCUACCCUCUCUUGGCUUGUGCCAAAAUGUAUAUGUUUUAUCUCUUGAUUGUAUGCAAUAUUUCUACCUGAUCAUUUCAAAAUGUUAUGCUCACAAGACUAGCUUGUCCAUGGGCUCUACUACCAUCACACCAUCUCAGGGCUCCCUCACUGUCAGGACAAGCUUUGAAUUUAGAAGAAAAUGUGAAUUUGGCACUGGCUCAGCUGAACAAAGUCAUAAUACUGAGAUGAUAAUUGGAAGUCAUCUGCAUCUUAAUCCAAUGUACUGUGAAAUCCAUUAUGGAUUUUUGACUGAAAUUAAUUUGUAAUGUGUUUAUAAAUAUGGCUUACUCAGAUGGAUUUUGGAGUUCAUAGUGUGCUUGGAAAGACGCUUAUUCAAAACCACUAAUACUUUUUUUUUUUUUUAGUAGAUUCAGUUUUACUUCCAGUCUACUGAUUUUUUUUUUUUAAUUUCAUCGAGAGUCUGUACUUACUUUUUUGAUAUAAAGAUUAUAUUUAACACAUUGUGAUACAUGAAAUUUGUUUAGUUCAUGUUGACUGUAACUUUCUUAUGUGAAGCAGAGAAGUAAAAGUUGACCAGAGAGGGCACUGUCUGUCUACUCAUAGCAAACACUUUCAUGACGCAACCUCCUCAACUCGUAUGACUGCAUAACACAUUUCUAAUAUCUUCUUCCUUGUUAGAAGUGCUCUGUUGAGUAAGGGUGGGUGAAGAUACAAGUUUGCACUGGUUGUUCGACAUGAAAACACAAAAUCUACUCCUGUCCUCCCACUUUGUCACUGUAACAAGUCUAUGGCAUAAUGGUGUGCACCACUGUAGUAUUUGCUCAUGAUUUAGCUCAUCACUAUUAUAUUUUUGCAAUGUAACCUGUCAUCUCAAGGCCAUAUGUGUAAACAAACCCAAGUGCAGUCUCACGCUGUUUCAUGUUAUCAUGACGGUGCAAGGUAUUUUGACUCUGAACCUACGUUGAAAGUCCACAUUACACUGUAAGUUAGCUUUUUAUAUUAGUUUAUUUUUCCUAGCAUGCUAACAGACAGAGAUUUAAUUUAUAAAAAGGAACUAUUUUCAAUACAUGUAGACCUACUGUUCAUUAACCACUGACAUCGUAUCACUGUGCUAAAGUCUGGACUGACUACCAGGCAUGUUUUUACUUUUGUAAUAAUCAUAUCUUUGUCCAAACAAUGUUAUGUAUACCCUUUUAAUAAAGGUGUCACUUUUA
Molecule: messenger RNA, 1842 nt
Organism: Plectropomus leopardus (leopard coralgrouper)
Lineage: Eukaryota; Metazoa; Chordata; Actinopteri; Perciformes; Serranidae
Product: transcriptional regulator ZNF706
Source: RefSeq, a predicted model, not a curated record